AGUAAUCGCUGUUGAUAUCGAUGCUAAAAAAUUAUAAUUUGCCAAAAGAAACGCAGAGAUUUAUGGGGUCAGGGAUAAAAUUACAGGGAGAUUUCUUCGACAUUGCCGAAACGUUAAAAAAAUAUAAGCCACAGGUCAUAGUGACGUCUCCCCAAUGGGGCGACCCUUCGCAUAAGAAACACGAAGUUUACAGUCUCCAGAAACAAAUGUGUAAAGACUACGAAGGAGGCGGUAGAAAACUCUUCGACCUGCUGAGAAGUAUUGCACCCAACGUAGCACUGCACAUACCUAAAACUACAGGUCGAAACGAGUUGAUACAAUUUGGAAAAUUAUUCGACCUCAACAGGGAAACUCCACACAAACAUAUCGACGAAAGACACGAUUCUAUUACUACAUUUUUUAGCAGAUUUUUCAACAUGAACACGAAAUUCUUAUCAAACGACAACAAAUUUUAUACGAACAAAAAACAUCUCAAGUAUUCAAAAUGUGCUGAUUACUAUUACUGUUAAAUUAUAAUUCAACCAAUUUUGCUAAUAAUUCACAUUAUAUCGAUAAAGACGCAUUUCCACAUUUUUAAUAUUUAUAAACUUACCACUUUAGACAUACCACCGACUAUUGAAAUUAUAUGAAUACUUUAAAACUCUUUUAUUUUUGCUACAACUUG
Molecule: messenger RNA, 664 nt
Organism: Daktulosphaira vitifoliae (grape phylloxera)
Lineage: Eukaryota; Metazoa; Arthropoda; Insecta; Hemiptera; Phylloxeridae
Exons: 2
Coding region: 21-509 (162 amino acids)
Biological process (GO): 7-methylguanosine RNA capping; RNA methylation
Molecular function (GO): methyltransferase activity
Source: RefSeq, a predicted model, not a curated record